AUGCCGCGACUUGUGCGCCGAAGACCGCUCCGUGAACGGAUUACGGAUUGGUUUAACAUUCACGAUUGGGUGCUAUGGAUUUCAGAAGAAAUCGAGACGAGAGAUUGGGACUCUAAGGCAUAUGCUAACCCUCUAGCAUUUGGAUUGCACUUUAUGUUAUUAAUUGCAAGGGCGAAUAGUGGAAAUGGGGGAUCUGGGAAUGUAGACGAUGUCUUUGGAGAUGUGCCUUCAGGCACUGGCUGGUUGAGCUAUUUGGUAAGGCUCACCAUUAUGAAUACUGGUAUCUAG
This is a messenger RNA of Sclerotinia sclerotiorum 1980 UF-70, 288 nucleotides long. RefSeq lists its product as hypothetical. Gene Ontology annotation, biological process: regulation of exit from mitosis; maintenance of rDNA. Lineage: Eukaryota; Fungi; Ascomycota; Leotiomycetes; Helotiales; Sclerotiniaceae. The record is from RefSeq and is a predicted model, not a curated record. The transcript has a single exon. The coding region runs from base 1 to 288 and encodes 95 amino acids.